Molecule: messenger RNA, 1264 nt
Organism: Penicilliopsis zonata CBS 506.65
Lineage: Eukaryota; Fungi; Ascomycota; Eurotiomycetes; Eurotiales; Aspergillaceae
Exons: 4
Coding region: 262-1131 (289 amino acids)
Cellular component (GO): cytosol
Molecular function (GO): RNA binding
Source: RefSeq, a predicted model, not a curated record
CUUUUCUUGAUCUGCUGAUUGGCUCUCCUAUGAUUUGCCUGGUUUGUUUCUGGCGGGGUCCAAAUCUUUUACACAGAGAGAGAGAAAGACUGAACAAUUUUGUGAACGGGUAGAUCUUUUGAGUGUUUGAUGUAUUUUGAGAUACUUUGAGAUAUUCAAGAUACUCAGAUACUCCGUACGCUUCUUUAUCUCCAUCUCAAGGACCGGUGGCUUCAAGAUUUUUUUUUACAAAGAUAACCUUAUCUACUUUCCGAGAAAAAAAUGGCACCUCGCGGUCGAGGUGGAAAGUUCUCAAAGCCCUCUCGAGGAGGAGGCAAGCAUUUCAGCCGGGACGUGCAGCCAGUUGACAAGGAUGGCAAUGCCGUGGGGUUAUGGCGGGAGACCGAAGAAGCGAGCGACUCCUCUGAAGAAUCGUCCGAGGAAUCCUCUGGCGACGAGGACGACGAGACCCGCGUGCCCGCCGAAUCCUCGUCAGCAGCAGGGGAAGCAGGUCUGAGCCGUGAGGAACGCCGUGCCGCCGCGCGAGCCAAGAAACAAGCCGCCAUCGCAAGGAAGAACCAGGUUGCAGCGCAGCCGGGCGACCUGCCCCCCUCCGACUCGGAGGGAGAAGCAGGAGGAGCCGCGAACGGUGGAUCGGACGACGACUCGGACGACUCGGACGCAGAUCUGCCUGCUAACCCGAACCACACGGCGAAAUCGCGCUCGCAGCUGGAGAAGAGUCGUGGAGGUACAUCAUCACCACCAGCGGGGGAAGCAGCAGCAGCAGCAGCAGCAGCAAGGGGAGCAGGAGGAGCAGGAGGAGCAGGAGGAGCUUCUGGGAGAGGACUUGGAGGACAAGAUAAAGUCAAAGAUACUUCCCAGCUGUCUAGACGGGAACGUGAGGCGAUCGAAGCCCAGCAGGCGCGAGAGCGGUACCUGAAGCUCCACGCAGAGGGCAAGACGGACGAGGCCCGCGCCGAUCUGGCACGCCUGGCGCUCGUGCGGGAGCGGCGUGAAGCCGAACGGGCUCGCAAGGAGGCCGAGAAGGAGGAGAAGCUGGAGCGCGAGCGUGAACGGAACGCCGCGCGCGAGGAGCGGGAGAACAAGUUGCGUGAGGCUGCCCUUGGCAAGCCCAAGAAGGGGAAGAAAUAAAUAUACAAGACAGAUCAAGAACCCUUUUUACAUUAACUUGCUGAUCGUACAAGUAAUUCUGUAACCAAAUUGUAUAACGAUUACUCCGUACUCCUGACAUGCUAAGACUAAUGAUCUAAUGUUAUUAUACACC